Anopheles coustani is the source of this 450-nucleotide messenger RNA. Its product is annotated as calmodulin-beta-like. Bases 1 to 450 code for a protein of 149 amino acids. The record is from RefSeq and is a predicted model, not a curated record. NCBI's taxonomy places the organism in Eukaryota, Metazoa, Arthropoda, Insecta, Diptera, Culicidae. Gene Ontology annotation, molecular function: enzyme regulator activity; calcium ion binding. The transcript has a single exon.
AUGUCCGAUUCAGAGCUUUCAACAGUCGAGGAUAAUCAAUUUCGAGAUAUGUUCGAACUAUUUGACCGGGAUGGAAGUGGAUCCAUCUCAACAACAGAGCUGGGCGAUUUGAUGCGUAUUCUUGGACUGAACCCGUCUAUGGCCGAGCUCGAGCAAAUGAUUUAUGAGGUAGAUUCUGAUGGAAACGGACGCAUCGAGUGGGAAGAAUUCGUGGCGCUGAUGAAGCGAAAAGCACGCGAACCGGUCAACGAAAAAGAGCUGUAUGAAGCGUUCAAAGUGUUUGAUAAAAACGGAGACGGUUUUCUGUCAGUCGAGGAGUUGUCCGAUGUGAUGCAGAACUUUGGUGAACGUCUUACUCCCCAGGAGUUGCAAGACUUACUAGCCGAGGCUGAUAUUGAUGGAGAUGGUAAAAUUAACUAUGAAGAGUUCGUUUACAUGCUACUGAAGUAG